Messenger RNA from Trichosurus vulpecula (common brushtail), 3917 nucleotides. Its product is annotated as scaffold attachment factor B1-like. Gene Ontology annotation, molecular function: sequence-specific DNA binding; RNA binding. The transcript is spliced from 20 exons. The coding region runs from base 169 to 2748 and encodes 859 amino acids. Gene Ontology annotation, cellular component: nucleus. NCBI's taxonomy places the organism in Eukaryota, Metazoa, Chordata, Mammalia, Diprotodontia, Phalangeridae. The record is from RefSeq and is a predicted model, not a curated record. Gene Ontology annotation, biological process: regulation of mRNA processing; regulation of transcription by RNA polymerase II; regulation of androgen receptor signaling pathway.
GGAGGGGGGGAGCCUCCCGAAAAGAACCACCUUCUCGGCGCGCGCGCAGUGACGCCACGGGUGGGGGAGGCUGGUGCCGCUCCCUCGCAGGCGGCGCCAUUUUGUGUUCCUAGCUGUGGCAGUCGCCCGAAUCGUGCGAGUUGGGCAGCGGAGGUAGGGCCCUUCGGGAUGGCGGAGAUUUUGUCAGGCGCAGGCGAUUCCAGUUCUGUCACUGCAGGGCUCAGCUCUGCCUCCUCAGAGACCGGGACCCGGCGGUUAAGCGACCUGCGGGUGAUUGACCUCCGGGCCGAGCUGAAGAAGCGGAACCUGGAUAGCGGCGGCAACAAGAGCGUCUUGAUGGACCGACUCAAGAAGGCAAUUGAAGAUGAAGGGGGUAAUCCUGAUGAAAUUGAAAUUACAUCUGAAGGAAGCAAGAAAACAACUCCAAAGAGACCCAGCAAAGCAGGACGAAAAACAGAAGAAGAGGGUGCUGAAGAUAAUGGACUGGAGGAAAACUCUGGAGAUGAACAGGAAGAUGUUGAAACAAGUUUGGAUAAUUUUCGAGAUAUUGACAUGAUGGAUAUCAGUGUCUUAGAUGAAGCCGAAAUAGAUAAUGGGAGUGCUGUAGAUUGCGGAGAGGACUACAGUGCUGAUAAUAUUCUUGACUCCCUAUCUGAUAGUAAAGAAAAUGCUGAUGCAGAAAUGAAGGAAUUUCCAGAUCAGCUUACAGAACAUGCUAUGGCAGACAAGGAGAGUGUAAACAAUUUAGAUACUUCGUCAUCUGACUUCACUGUGGUGCAGGAGAUUGAAGAUCCAUCCUUGGAGCCAGAAAAUGAGAAAAUACUCGACAUUUUGGGGGAAACUUGUAAGUCUGACCCACUAAAAGAAGAAGGUUCCGACCUGGAGCAGCCAUUUUCACAGGAUGCAAGUAGCGUGGGGCCAAACAAAAAGCUUGCAGAGGAAGAGGACAAUUUUGUCACCGCUCAUCCAGAGGAGGAUGCAUUAGAUUUGGACAACGAGUCAACACAAGCAAUUGCCAGGAAGGCAGAAAAGCACUUAGAUAUAGUGAAAAGGGAGAAAAGCGAGCAGAAAGUAGAUGAAGAGAAAAUGGACUCUGACACUGUAGUGGUAGAGAACCUAAAUGAUCAGAGUAGCAGAGCAUCAGAAAAUGCAGAAGCUUCUAGCGAGGAAGCCCAGGAAAUGCCAGAGAAAGCCUCAAGCCCUGAAACCAAAGAUAGCAAAGAAGACGUUAAGAAAAAUGAAGAUGAAGCUAAUAAUGAAGAUUCAUCUGCUACUAAAGAGUCCUCUACCAAUGAGGACGGUGAUCAGAAAAUGAGCUGUAUUGAAGAGGACUCAGAUACCAAAAGAGUCUCCAAAGAUGAAAAAGGUCAUGCCACUAGCAGUUGUGGUAGAAACUUUUGGGUUAGUGGACUUUCUUCUACUACCAGAGCUAUAGAUUUGAAAAAUCUUUUCAGCAAAUAUGGAAAGGUUGUUGGUGCCAAGGUGGUCACUAAUGCUCGAAGUCCUGGGGCUCGAUGUUAUGGUUUUGUCACAAUGUCCACAUCUGAGGAAGCAACAAAAUGUAUUAACCAUCUUCACAAGACAGAGCUUCAUGGGAAAAUGAUCUCAGUAGAAAAAACAAAAAAUGAACCUGCUGGGAAGAAAACUUCAGACAAAAGAGAAAGUGAUGGAAAGAGAGAGAAAUCAACUAAUAGUGACAGAUCUACCAACAUAAAAAGAGACGAUAAAAUGGACAAAAAAGAUGAUACUAGAAAAGAUGAUGGAAGUGACGAGAAGGAUAAAGAUGAACAGAAACCUGGAUCUGAUCGAGCUAGAGCUACGAAGUCAGGAAGUCGAGGUACAGAGAGGACUGUAGUAAUGGACAAAUCCAAAGGAGAACCUGUUAUCAGUGUAAAAACAAGUGGAGGAAAAGAGGGAGUCUCAAAGAGCCAAGAUCGCAAAUCUGCCAGCAGAGAAAAACGGUCUGUUGUGUCAUUUGAUAAGUCCAGAGACCAGCGGAAGAUGAGAGAUUCAGAGUCCCGAAGAGCAUGUGAGUGGAGUGAGAGAGAGGAACGAAUCCAAGCCUUACAGGAGCGAGAAGAAAGAGAACGCCUGGAAAUAGCUCGUGAGAAACUUGCUGUUCAAAGACAGCGUCUAGAAAGAGAAAGGAUGGAAAGAGAGCGGCUGGAGAGGGAGAGGAUGCAUAUAGAGUAUGAGAGGCGCAAAGAACAAGAGCGAAUUCUUAGGGAGAGGGAAGAACUCCGCCGACAGCUGGCACUCCGUUAUGAACAAGGAAGACGACCUCCAAUCAGACGCCCUUAUGAUGUGGAUGGCAGGCGGGAUGAUUCCUAUUGGCCAGAAGGAAAGAGGGCAGCACUGGAUGACCGAUACCAUUCUGAAUUUAGCCGCCAAGAUCGCUUCCAUGACUUUGACCAUAGAGAUCGUGGCCGGUACCAGGAUCGUUCAGUGGACAGGAGAGAAAGUUCCAGGUCAAUGAUGGGAGACAGAGAUGGACAGCACUAUGCAGAACGCCGUGGAGGACCAGAUCGCCGUGGACGGGAAUCUCGAGAUGAGUGGAGCAGUUAUGGAUCUGAGAAGAGAAUGAGCAAAGGAAGAGGGCUGCCUCCUCCACCCAGGGGACGAGACUGGGGAGACCAUGGUCGAAGGCUAGAUGACCACCAAGAUCGCUCAUGGCAAGGAAAUGUAGAUGGAGGAAUGAUGGGUCGAGAUCAUGAGAGAUGGCAAGGAUGGCAGAGCCAAUUCAUGUGAAAAAUGAUUUGGAACUUUUAAUACUGUGCAAGCUCUUUGAUGGAUUUCUGGUAAAAAGAGUGAUUGAUAAUAUGUGAUCCCAGCUCCCCUUCAUCGCCUCAAAACAGCCAGAAAUAUGCCCAGUGAAGCAAAAGAACAAACCUGUCUCCUUUAAAACAAAAAUGAGAAAGCUACAAGUUUUUUAGAAGCUCCAUUAAAAAAAAACCCGGAAGAAGAACCAAGGAAGAAAAUAAGUGCUCUCAACAAAUUCAAGGACAUGAGAAUUGACUGUUUGGCAUAACAAGAUGGCAAAUUUGGAUAAGCACUUGAGGUCUCUUCAUACUAAGUGAAUGUACCUUGUACAGCUUCAUCAGAUAAUUAGAGAAUUACUGUUGUCCCAUGAAAACACAACGAAACAAAGAGUUUGUAGGAUUUCAGAAAAGAGAAUUGUCUAGAAUUAUUGGAAACCAAGGUCAAAAUACAGAUUCUUAGAAUUGGAGGAGACACUCUCUACUAUCCCCCCUCUUCCCCCAGACUUUACUCACCAAGAAAGUAACCAAGUUUGGAGCUUCAGCAUUAAAGAAUUUUAUGGGCAUCCAGGAGAAAACCCUUCAGAUAGCAAGAAAUCAUACAGAACAAUUCCUCAAAGACAAGAAGCAAAAGACAAUGCUGGAAUGUGAGAGACGUGGAAUCUAAGCAUCUCAGUUUACAUCCCAAAAGAGUAUCACAAAAUUGAACGUGAUCUUCUGUUUUUUCUUUCCUAUGGAGAAUGUUCAGUAAGAUGAAGGAAUUUGCAUAAUUCUUACUAAGGAAAACUGAUGAGCAGGCAUUUGAUAUACUAAUUAAUCAAACAAAAAAAAUUCAUGUAACAAGAAAGACCAAGUGGUAAUUUAAUGUUCACAUGGAAAGAGGCACUUUUCCUCUAAAAGUCUUGCCUUUUUAUUAAGAGAACAAUUACGGACAAAGCCUAUGAAAUGGGGUGGGGGAGGGGGGGAGUUGUGUGCAUAGACAAGGGGUAAGGGGGACAGAUCCAGAGAAGCGGAAAGGGAAGUUUUUAAUUUAAAGAUAGUUAGAGAUUAACAAAGUAAAAUAAAGGAGUGCUGAUUUGAACAGAGGGUAAGGGAACAUCUGACCCCAGGGAAUGAGACUAGAAUGUUUCAAGCAAAAAAAUAAAUAAAUAAAUAAAGGUA